Molecule: messenger RNA, 1584 nt
Organism: Sorghum bicolor (sorghum)
Lineage: Eukaryota; Viridiplantae; Streptophyta; Magnoliopsida; Poales; Poaceae
Product: salicylate carboxymethyltransferase
Exons: 1
Coding region: 124-1299 (391 amino acids)
Biological process (GO): methylation
Molecular function (GO): S-adenosylmethionine-dependent methyltransferase activity
Source: RefSeq, a predicted model, not a curated record
GAAGACUAGAAGAAGCAGGGGUUUCUCUCAAGAAGAUAUUUUAUUUUUCAACAACAACCACAACCACAACCACAACCACAACAGAAGCUAGCUAGCUAACAAACAGUAACCAGAGCAGCAUACAUGGAGAUGCAGGACGAGGCGAUAGUCGUCGUCGCGAGGCCAGAAGAAGCAGCAGCAGCAGCGGUCGUCGCCGUGCGCCGCAUGAACAGCAGCGGCGUUGGCAAGAUGAGCUACGCCGACAACUCCGACUUCCAGCGGGUCAUCGCCUCCGUCACCAAGAAGGCCAGGCAGGAGCUGGCGGCGGCGCUGUACCGCGCCCGUGGCCGCCCGGACUCCAUGGCCAUCGCCGACCUGGGCUGCGCCACGGGGCCCAACGCGCUGCUCAAUGUGUCCGACGCCGUCGAGGCCGUGCUGGCGGAGAACCAGCACCACCCGCCGCCCCAGCUCCACGUCUUCCUCAACGACCUCCCCGCCAACGACUUCAACGCCGUCUUCCGCCUGCUGCCGUCGUCGCCGCUCGCCGCCACCGGCUGCUGCCUGGUGUCGGCAUGGCCUGGAUCCUUCUACGAGCGCGUCUUCCCGGAGGCCAGCCUGGACUACGUCGUGUCCUCAAGCAGCCUGCACUUCCUGUCCAAGGCGCCGACGAUGAGGAUGGAGCAUCCCGUUAACCUUGGCCGCGUCUACGUCUCCGAGUCCGGCCCCGCCGCGGUGCUGGACGCCUACCGCUCCCAGUUCCACGCCGACUUCCUCGCUUUCCUCUCCUGCCGCGCCGUCGAGGUGAGGCCCCGCGGACUGCUCCUCCUCACCUUCGUCGCCAGGAGGACCGCCCGCCCCACCGCGCACGACUGCUACCUCUGGGACCUCCUCGCCGACGCCCUCAUGGACAUGGCCGCCGCCGGCCUCGUCGACGAGGACCAGGUCCACGCCUUCAACGCGCCCUACUACAGCCCCUGCCCGGACGACCUCGCCAAGGUCAUCGCCAAGGAAGGCUCCUUCACCGUCAGGACCAUGCAGCUCUUCGUCACCACGCGCCGCUGCCUCCUCCUCCAGGCCCAGGCACAGGCGGACGACGACGACGACGAGUUGCCGCGGUGGCUAGCCAUGGAGACGGCGAGCACCGUUAGGGCGGUCGUGGAGCCCAUGCUGCGAACGCACUUCGGCUGGGACGCCAUCGCCAUGGAUGGACUCUUCUGCAGGUACAGCCUCCUGCUCGAGGCAUACUACCGCAGCAACACCAGCAGAAACAAGGACGACCUCACCAACGUCUUCCUCGUCUUGGAGAAGAAACAGCACUAGCGCUUUUUUCUAGCUCCAGUCUCCAUCCACGAUCGUCCUCGAUCUGUUUCUUCUGGAAAAAAAAAAUUACGUGUUUACCGUCGACUAGUACUAAGCUUCGAUCAAUUCCUUGCUUCUUGUGCUCCUUUCAAUUCGUCGACGAUCUAUCUUGUGCUCCCGAGAGGCUCCAACGAGCAUUAGGGAGGAAGCACGAACUUCUCAUAAAAAUACCGGCCGUCUAUAUAUAUCGUCGGAAGUUUGUAUCUUUAUCUCAAUUAAGCUUCCACAUUUACUCAUAUUUAUAUA